Oncorhynchus tshawytscha (Chinook salmon) is the source of this 5952-nucleotide messenger RNA. Its product is annotated as dnaJ homolog subfamily C member 14. The transcript is spliced from 7 exons. The coding region runs from base 552 to 2657 and encodes 701 amino acids. Gene Ontology annotation, molecular function: dopamine receptor binding. The record is from RefSeq and is a predicted model, not a curated record. Lineage: Eukaryota; Metazoa; Chordata; Actinopteri; Salmoniformes; Salmonidae.
GUUUGUUUCCCUCGGAAGUGAAAAAUAGUAAGACAAACAACAAGGACAGCGUUAGCCAAGAACAUAAUAAGAAAAAAUGUAUAUUUGAAUUAGGAGAAAGAACACACUCUACUAAUAUAGGAUAAUAAUAGUUUGUAUUCACAAUUCAAUAACUAAAUGUUCUUUCUACGAGAAGAAUUGAUCAGUUUGCCACAUUUGAUCAUUUUAUAGGAGCCACGCUAACGUUACAGGGCUCAAGCUAGCCUACAUUGUAUCAUCUAAUCUUGCCUUCCCUUUUUACGGAAGAGAAAGGCAAGAACCAGAUACAAGAUGAGGCCAGUCGGGUCCAAGGAUUGUAACGAUUGAUCCUUGAUUCAAUGUCUGCAUUGGGUAGGGUACCUAGGACAAUGAUGCCUGCCAUUACAGUAUUAUUCAGCUGUCCUUGUCUGACUCUUUGGCCUUGCUGAGGUGUGGUGUCGGAGAAGGUGCGGUCAGUGAGAAUGGAUCAAGGCCCCCACCUGACAUGACAUUGGAUACUUUUUUGGAACUUUAAUCAAGAGACUGGGAGGAAGAUGGAGAAAGAGGUGGCUGAGAGGGAGGUGGAGAUGAAGGGAGAGACAUGGACUGUAGAGGCAACUGAGGAGAGUCCUGAAGAGCUGCUCUCAGGUGUUCCUCACCUCCCAUCUUCAACAGCCAUGCCCGACCAGUGGGAAGUCAGAGGAGAUGAGGAGGAAACUCAACAAGUUCCCAAUAAGGAGAUGACUGACUAUAUCAAAGUUACCCCUCAGGAUAUCCAAUCCCCAGUCAACCAGGAGGACUCGGAAGAUGUAGAAGAAGAGGAUUGUGGGAUUGCAGAGGACAAUGAGGUCUCUCUAAGACAGAAGGGGGUGGUGCAUUUGGAGAGAGAAGGAAAUGAGGAGACAGAGGGUGGAGAUGAAGAGGAGAGCGGAGGGAAGGAGCCAAGCAUAAACGAGGAGUCAGGCUGGAGGAACUCAGGGGCCGGAGGGAGGAGAGGCCGGUCCCGGAACAGCGGAGGGGGAGGGGCAGCCUCGGAGCAAAACACUCAGGCUACAUCGUCAUCCUCGUCCUCCUACCUCCCUAAAGUUUCCCUGUCGUCGGGUGGCGGUAGGCACAAGCAGACCCGGAGGCGCAACCACCACCAUCAACAGGGCCGCGGCCGGCGGCGGACGGGCACCCAGCUGGCCUUGGCCUUCAGGGAGCUGCUGUCGGAGUCGCUCAGCCCCUGGUGCAUCUCCUGCAUCCACAUGGUGGUGGAGGUCAUUGUCACCAUGACCCACCGAUGCGGAGUGGCCGUGGAGGUCGGAGGGGUGGCCCUCUACGACCUGGGCUCACAGAUGCUCAACAGGGUCACUGACGUGCCGGGGAUGAAGGCAGAUGCCCAACGCGUGCUGGAGAGGGCGAGGUGUGCCGGGGCGGUCCUGGUGGUUAAGAGUGUUCGGUUGGUGAAAUGGGUCCGGAAGGCCUCCCUAACUUGCUUCGGCCUCCUCUGUGCCGUGGUACUGCUGGGGUUCCAGUGGGCCCGGUUCACGCUGGUCCGGCUGGGCGGGGAGAGGGCCCAGCGGUGGUGGACGGCCAUGCAGGACUCCAGGGUAUGGAGGAGGGUGGCUUCGCUGGUGGAGAGGGUCAGCAGCUGGUUCAGGAGGAGAGCCACCCAGGUGCCCCCCUUGACCCCAGAUUCUCCUGGUGGAGCAGGUAGAUACCAACCUGGGAAGGAGCUGGAGAGACUGCUGGCGCUGGCUCAAGUCCCUGAGGAGGAGCUGGACCCUUUUACAGUGCUGGGGGUGGAGGCCCAUGCCACUGAAGCUGAGCUAAAGAGGGCCUACAGACAGCUGGCUGUCCAGGUCCAUCCAGACAAGAACAAGCACCCACGUGCUGGGGAGGCCUUUAAGGUGCUGAGGGCUGCCUGGGACAUCGUCAGUAUCCCAGAAACACGGAGGGAAUACGAGCUGAAGCGCAUGGCGAAGACGGAACUCUCCAAGUCGAUGAAUGAGUUCCUCACCAAACUGCAGGAUGACCUGAAGGAAGCUAUGAACACUAUGAUGUGCACCAAGUGUGAGGGCAAGCACAGGAGGUUUGAGAUGGACCGGGAGCCUGCGGAGGCUCGGUUCUGUGCAGAGUGUAACAGACGCCACAGCGCCGAGGAGGGAGACCUGUGGGCCGAGUCCAGCAUGCUGGGCCUACGCAUCACAUACUUUGCCUGCAUGGAUGGCAAGGUCUACGACAUCACAGAGUGGGCCGGCUGCCAGAGGAUAGGAAUCUCCCCAGACACACACCGCGUUCCCUACCACAUCUCCUUCGGAUCCAAGAACAACAGCAACUCCACGCAGCGCCACAGGACACCUCCAGGCCCAGAGCACCCUCCUCCAGGCCCGACCAACCCUGCUGACCUGCAGGACUUUUUCAACCGCAUCUUCCAGGGGGGACCUCCCCCUGAUAUGGCUGCCAACGGGGGUUUCUUUCCCUCAGGACCGCCCCCCCAUCACCCCUCUGGUGCUGGACUGGGACCUAGUGGACCUUUUUCCCCUCCUCCACCUCAGACUGGCUUCUUCGUGCCUCCUGGGGGGCCCCGGCCAGAGCCCAGCGAGACGUGGGCUGAGAGCGGAGGCAAACCUCCACCCCGCAGGAAGAAGAAGGUCCGCAAGCCCUUCCAGAGGUGAGAGCGGCCAUUGUUGUGAUACGUCAUCAUAGCAACACAGGGACACUCUACACAUGGCCAUAUCUGUCUUCUUGCUUGUCUGUCAGUGAGCCCGGACCUCCCCUUACUGUACAUGAGUCGAAGGAUCACUCGAGCUCAGGAAGAUUCACACUGGUCGGGGCUACCACCCGAAUCAAUGACUGACAACACAUAGGUCCCAAGCCAGAGAUGAGACUGGACCAUGUAUAAGAAGAAGAAACUAACUCCGUUUAAGUAUAUUUGGGGUAAGGAGGUGGCAGUAUUUCUGCUUCUCCCACUCUCAUUUGUUUUCUUCUUUGAUGAAACAGCUGUAGCCAUGCCACUGAAAUCACAAGCCUAUUGCUUAUAAUGCAAACACAUUUCCUUAGGUCUUACUUUCCUGCACAAUUCUGCAUACACGAUUACAUGCCAUUGGACUCUUUUAGUCCUUGAGACUUUUGUGAUACAUUUUUGGGGAUAUGGUAAUGUAAUAUUGCUUCAGGUCUCUGUGCAUUUGUGUUUGAGAGGGACAUGGCUAGAAGAAGCCAAUCAGAAUUUAUUCAUUUCUGAAUUUAACUGCUCAAGCUGAAUCCUGGGAGAAGACUGUCCAGAGAGAGGGCUCCUCUGCCUGUUACUGCUUGUACACAUCCUUCCUUCCACCUGUUGCCUUCUUUGAUAAAUUGUUAGGUUAUCAUUUGAGCAACUGCUUUUCUGCCAUUUUUAUUGCUUUGAAUGAAGUUAGAGCGAAAGUUUGUCACUAAUUUAUAUUGGGAAGUAGGUUUGUGGGGAAUGCUUUUGCACCUGAAUUAGAGUGCAAGUAUGCUCCCUGCCAAACAUAGAUACACUGCUCGUUGAACAUCUUAUUCAAAAAUCAUUGGCAUUAAUAUGGAGUUGGUCCCCCUUUGCUGUUAUAACAGCCUCCACUCUUUCACUAGAUGUUGGAACAUUGCUGCGGGGACUUGCUUCCAUUCAGCCACGAGCAUUAAUUAGGUCGGGCACUGAUGUUGGGCGAUUAGGCUUGGCUCGCAGUCGGCGUUCCUAUUCAUCCCAAGAUGUUGUAUGGAGUUGAGGUCGGGGCUCUGUGCAGGCCAGUCAAGUUCUUCCACACCGAUCUCGACAAACCAUUUCUGUAUGGGUCUUGCUUUGUGCAUGGGGGUAUUGUCAUGCUGAAAAAGAAAAGGGCCUUCCAUAAACUGUUGCCACAAAGUUGGAAGAACAGAAUCGUCUAGAAUGGCCUUGCUGAAGCGUUAGAUUUCCCUUUACUGGAACUGAGGGGCCUAGCCUGAAACAUGAAAAAGAGCCUCAAACCAUUAUUCCUUCUCCACCUUUACAGUUGGCACUAUGCAUUCGGGUAGGUAGCGUUCUCCUGGCAGAUGAUGAAGUGUGAUUGACCUUGCUUCCGGAGGUAGUUUGGAACUUGGUAGUGAGUGUUGCAACCAUGAUGCUACGUGCUUCAACACUCAGCAGUCCCAUUCUGUAAGCUUGUGUGGCCUACCGCUUUGCGGCUGAACUGUUGUUGCUACUAGAUGUUUCCACUUCUCAAUCACAGCAUUUACAGUUGACCGGGGCAGCUCUAGCAGGGUAGAAAUUUGACAAACUGACUUGUUGGAAAGGUGGCAUCCUAUGAUGGUGCCUUGUUGAAAGUCACUUAGCUCUGUAGUAUGGGCCAUUCCACUGCCAAUGGCUAUGUGCUCGAUUUUAUACACCCCUCAGCAACGGGUGUGGCUGAAAUUGCUGAAUCCGUUCAUUUGAAAAGGCAUCCACAUACUCUUGGCCAUGUAGUGUAUCAACUCCGUCUAGCUACACUGAAUACUGUAUGUUUAAUCUGUCUCUCAACACAUUGAAGCCCACUUAGAAUCACUUUGAGGCAUUAGAGGUUAGCAGGUUCAUAUUCAAAUCCAGAUGGUUAUAUUGUGAGUCAAGGACCUAGGCUAUUUACUGCUUGCAGUCCCUAAGUAUUGGUGUGAAACAUCAGUAGAUUUUGUAGUAAAGUUGAUUUCAGAUGGAUGGAUGGACAAUGUUUAUUUUGUGAGUUAUGUGGAUUAAAUUCCAUCUUCAAGUUCCGACUCUCACAAGACAGGUGAAUGCUGAAUAAUUCCAAUGGAUCAGAAACCAGGGGACCUGUCUAGAAGGCAUUGUGUUGUUCCUGUGGCUCAAGAGAAUGUCAAGAUGCAAUCCGCCCCGAAUUGCAUCUUGACACCCUUUAAGAUUGGAGGUGACUGAACUUCCAUUGAGAACACAAUGACUAGCAGUGUACAAUAUUGUUAUCAGAGAUUAGUCUUUGGCAGAUACUUACCAACAGUUUAAAGGUUGAUUGAAUGACAGGGGAGCUGAAUAUCAAGACUAACAGUCCUACCACCACUUUUUAUUUCAAAGAAAAGCUACCACUGCCCUCUUUUGCCCCUUUCUCAUUAGUCAGUAUGCUCCAGAUUGAAGAGGGAUAGUAUUCAGAUCUCUAACAAUCUGCCUGUACUCAUUAUGGCAAAUCGUUGUGUUUUUCCAGUGGAGAUACAGUAUUGGAAAUAAAUGUGGUGAAAGUUGAUCAUCUAAUUCCUUUUAUAAGCCACAGGUCUAGCUAGGUUCCAGUGAAGGAGAUAAAACAUUCAAACGUUAAUAGGUCUGAUUCCAUAUUUAUCGAUAACCCCAGAGUAGGAGCGCUGAUCUAGGUUCAGGCCUUUCCAUGUAAUCUUAUUCAUUAGCACUCCUACUUCAAGACGCUUUAUGAAUAUGUGCCCUGCCCAGGUAUCGGUUCCAUUUUACCUUUUUGAUUUGUGUUAUUCUGUGGAUGUUGGGAGAUGGGUUGUAGCUUUGAUUUGAAGGGCCUAGGUCCCUUGUUGCGCAUGUUUAUUUGUUCUCCUUGAAGUGAAAAAUGUUUUCAGUGCAAUUGUCCACUUGCUUUUUAUUUUUUUAUGUAGGUAUUAGAGGUUUAAUUUAAUCUGUUUUAGUCUGAAUUGUCAAUACUGUCAGAUUGUUAGAUACCCUAGUUGACUUGAGAAUGUAUGGCUUAAGUAGCAGUCUAAAGCGGCAAGUCAACUAAGGGCUCCCAAUGUGGAAGAAGAGCCAAUAUCGCAGAUUAUAAUUUGUUCUUGAGAUAUUUUUAAACAGUAUAUGCAAAAACAAAUAUUGCAAAAAAAUCAGACAAUCAUCAGUGUUAAAUGUGCGGGGCACUUGCAUUUUUUUCAGUUUUUUGGGGUAGGAAAGUGAGUUUGCUGGCAAGAGUUUAUUACAAUUGUGAAACAUCAGUGUUCAGUUGAUUUUCCUUUUGUCUGGAUUUCAUAGUAAAGUUGAUUUCAGAUGGA